AUGGCAACAAUCUCAGCUACAGAGGGGGACAAGCCGAAAUCCAAGCCGAGUGCGCUGCGCUCGAUAAUAGCUGGCUCGACAGCUGGGGCAGUCGAGAUCGCUAUAACAUAUCCGUUUGACCUCCUCAAGACAAGAUCGCAGCUCAAUCGCCGAUUGCCAGACUCCAAAAAGGUGCCAUGGCCUCCCUUCCCCUCGAAAGAAUGGUACACCGGGUGCACGACUGCGAUCGUGGGAAACUCGGUCAAGGCGGGCGUUCGAUUCCUCGCUUUUGACACAUACAAACAUCUGCUCUCAGACGACGAUGGUCAAAUAUCUGGGCCUAGGACCGUGGCCGCGGGGUUCGGUGCCGGUGUGACAGAAUCAUUACUGGCAGUCACCCCGUCAGAGUCAAUAAAGACGCAGCUGGUAGACGACCGGAAAAGGGCGCACCCAAGGAUGCGUGGCUUCAUCCACGGCUCUAUGGUCAUCGCUCGAGAGAAGGGAUUGAGAGGCUUUUUCCAAGGAUUCGUGCCGACAACAGCACGACAGGCCGCCAACAGCGCCGUGCGGUUCAGUACCUACACGAGCCUCAAGCAAUUUGCCGAAGGCUACGUUGCACCGGGGGAGAAGCUUGGAUCUUUGACAACUUUCGCCUUAGGAGGCAUCGCUGGCAUCGUGACCGUUUACACCACCAUGCCUCUCGACACGGUCAAAACCCGAAUGCAGAGUUUAGAGGCGAGGCAGGUAUACAAGAACACUUUCCACUGCGCAGCGUCCAUCUACAAGAAUGAAGGCAUAUUAACCUUUUGGUCUGGUGCACUGCCACGACUGGGCCGUCUCACUCUCAGUGGUGGUAUUGUCUUUACGAUGCGAGUCUCCCCCAGGCGGAUCAUUUCUUGGAAGGCAUUCUGA
Fonsecaea erecta is the source of this 891-nucleotide messenger RNA. RefSeq lists its product as hypothetical. NCBI's taxonomy places the organism in Eukaryota, Fungi, Ascomycota, Eurotiomycetes, Chaetothyriales, Herpotrichiellaceae. Gene Ontology annotation, biological process: mitochondrial citrate transmembrane transport. The record is from RefSeq and is a predicted model, not a curated record. The coding region runs from base 1 to 891 and encodes 296 amino acids. The transcript is spliced from 2 exons.